AUGGCAACUCCAAACUACACGGCGCAGAUAAUACUGCUACAACAGGAGAUGGAUGAGAUGAAAGCGGAUUUCUCUGAAAACGACAAUGCAUUUUUCUUGUGCUCCAUGUCACUUAUCAUUUUCCUCAUGCAGUGUGGUUUCGCAUUUCUCGAAGCAGGUGCAGUGCGUAGCAAAAACACUACUAACAUUUUGAUCAAAAACCUGCUGGAUUCGUGCAUUGCAAUUGUUGGAUAUUGGGCAUUAGGAUGGGCAUUGGCAUUCGGAGAUUGUCCUAAUGAUACCAUUGGGUUAUUUGUCGGAUACUCUCAAUUCUUCCUUGCCAACUUUGAAAAUUACCCGAAGUUUUUCUUCCAAUACGUGUUCGCUGCGACGUCAGCAACAAUAGUGUCUGGAGCGGUUGCAGAGCGGUGCGAGUUUGCAAAUUACAUCACAUAUUGUUCAGUUAUCUCAACUCUUGUCUACCCGAUACUUACGCAUUGGGGAUGGCAUCCCAAAGGAUGGAUGGCUCUUGGAAUCACUAGCGGUGUUAUCAACACUCAUUAUGACGACUUUGCUGGGUCUGGAGUAGUUCAUCUUUGUGGAGGGUCCAUUUCACUGUUAGCCGCAUACAUGAUUGGUGCUAGAAUCGGAAGAUUCCCUGAAGACGAAGACGACGAGUCUGAUGAGAUUCUUGGUCACUCUGUUCCUUUCGCUGCAUUGGGUGGAUUCAUUCUCAUGUUUGGAUUCCUUGCUUUCAAUGGAGGAUCAAUGGCAGAUAUCGUGAAACCAGGAGAGGGGCAUAUUGUUGCAUUGGCUAUGGUUAACACAAUUCUUAGUGGAGCAUUUGCUGCUUUGACCUACCUCAUUGCUCACUACUUGUACCACGGAAAAUGGACACUUCUAUUGACUAUCAACGCUUGUCUCGCUGGAAUGGUUGCCUCAUGCGCCGGAUGUAACAAAAUGGAGCCAUGGGCAUGUAUCUGGGUUGGAGUUGGAGCCGGACUCAUCUAUUUGACAUUGAGCAGAUCUAUGAUUAAAUGGAGAAUUGAUGACCCACUUGACGCAUUCGCCGUACAUGCUGGUGGAGGUUUCUGGGGUCUUACUUCAGUUGCUAUUAUUGGUCAUGACGGUGUAGUUUAUGCUAUCGGUAACACAAUCGGAGGAGCUACAAAUGGAGGUGACCAAAUCGCUCAGGCAUUUGCUCAACUCGGAUGGCAAUGGGUGUGUGCACUUGCAAUUGUAACCUGGUCCUUCUUGUGGAUGUGGCCAAUCUUUGGACUAUUGAAAAAGAUUGGCAAACUUCGUGUCUCCGAAGAAGUAGAAAUCAAUGGACUUGAUAUUUACAAGCACGGAGAAUCUGCAUAUCCACUUCAUGCUUAUGGGCACGGAUGGCAUGAUUUUGAAUCAGCACCAUCCAGCAAAGAAAAUCAUAGUAAACAUCUUCCAGUUGGAAGAAAGAAUAGAAUUAUGAGUGUUCAUCCAGAAAUGUCCCUGGAACAAUUGGCAUCAGUUUAUGACAGAAGUGGAAGUGUUGGGGAAUCGGAUCAACCAAAGCGACUCUUCCAGAAUCAAAUGGAGAGAAGAAAGUCUAGAAUGUUGGAAGCCAAUAAUUCGUUCAGCAAUAUGUAUCUUGAUGACAAUGAAGUACCGGAGAGAAAGAAUACAAAUCCAAAGACCGUCAGCCUACAAGUCCCAACCACCAUCGUUGAAGCUCCAGAAGAAGAAACGUUGACCACUGAACAGCAAGAAUCUAACUGGACCUGA
Messenger RNA from Caenorhabditis remanei, 1743 nucleotides. RefSeq lists its product as uncharacterized. The record is from RefSeq and is a predicted model, not a curated record. The transcript is spliced from 10 exons. Lineage: Eukaryota; Metazoa; Nematoda; Chromadorea; Rhabditida; Rhabditidae. Gene Ontology annotation, molecular function: ammonium channel activity. Gene Ontology annotation, biological process: ammonium transmembrane transport; ammonium homeostasis. The coding region runs from base 1 to 1743 and encodes 580 amino acids. Gene Ontology annotation, cellular component: membrane.